GGCGGCGGCGGCGGCGGUGGUGGUCGGUGCGGGAGGAGGGAGGGGAGCUCGCGGGCCGGAGAGGGGGCGACGGCGGCGACGGCGGCGGCUGCGGCGCGGGUGGCGGCGGCUGCCUGAGGAGGCGCGGGUGGUGGCGGCGGCGGCGGAGGCCGAGGCGGAGCCUGGAGAGGUGUGGCUGGACCAAGACCUCCCCUGAUGUAAGCAGGCUCCCUCCUCCCCCCACCACCCGUUGCCACCACGCCAGGGGACAUCCUCAAGCCCUGGCCCUUAGGGGAGAGGUAACAGGAGCCCAGAGCCGAGACCAUGUGACGGCGCUGGCCCUUGCCACCGCCGUCCCCCAACCCUGGCCCCAGGCCUGGCACCAUGAUGUUCCGAGACCAAGUAGGCAUCCUCGCUAGCUGGUUCAAGGGCUGGAAUGAAUGUGAGCAGACAGUGGCUCUGCUGUCGCUUCUGAAGCGGGUCACCCGUACCCAAGCCCGCUUUCUGCAGCUCUGCCUGGAGCACUCGCUGGCGGACUGCAAUGAUAUCCACCUGCUGGAGUCAGAGGCCAACAGUGCUGCCAUCGUCAGCCAGUGGCAACAGGAGUCCAAAGAGAAGGUGGUAUCCCUCUUGCUAUCCCACCUGCCCCUACUUCAACCAGGCAACACAGAGGCCAAGUCCGAGUACAUGAGACUGCUGCAGAAGGUGCUGGCCUACUCCAUCGAGAGCAAUGCCUUCAUUGAGGAGAGCCGCCAACUUCUCUCCUAUGCCCUCAUCCACCCAGCCACCACGCUGGAGGACCGCAAUGCUCUCGCCCUCUGGUUGAGCCAUCUGGAAGAGCGGCUGGCUAGUGGUUUUCGCACCCGACCAGAGCCCUCCUACCAUUCACGCCAGGGCUCAGAUGAGUGGGGGGGACCCGCAGAGCUGACCCCUGGAGAGGCAGGACCAGGCUGGCAGGACAAGCCACCCCGAGAAAAUGGACAUGUACCCUUCCACCCAUCCAGCUCAGUGCCGCCGGCCAUCAACAGUAUUGGGAGCAAUGCAAACACAGGUCUCCCCUGCCAAAUCCACCCUAGCCCGCUGAAGCGCUCCAUGUCACUCAUCCCUACAAGCCCCCAGGCCCCUGGUGAGUGGCCGAGUCCAGAGGAGCUUGGGGCCCGGGCUGCUUUCACCACGCCCGACCACGCACCCCUCUCGCCACAGAGCAGUGUGGCCUCCUCUGGCAGUGAGCAGACGGAGGAGCAGGGCUCCAGCCGGAACACUUUCCAGGAGGAUGGCAGCGGGAUGAAAGAUGUGCCCUCAUGGCUCAAGAGCCUCCGCUUGCACAAGUAUGCUGCUUUGUUCUCACAGAUGAGCUAUGAAGAGAUGAUGACCCUAACAGAGCAGCAUCUAGAGUCGCAGAAUGUCACCAAAGGUGCCCGGCACAAGAUAGCCCUGAGCAUCCAGAAGCUUCGUGAAAGACAGAGCGUCCUCAAGUCCCUAGAGAAGGAUGUGCUGGAAGGUGGCAAUCUGCGGAACGCUCUGCAGGAGCUGCAGCAGAUCAUCAUCACCCCUAUCAAGGCCUACAGUGUCCUUCAGGCCACCCCUACUGCCAAGGAUGGGGGUCGGGGGGAGCCGCUACUGCCAGGUGCUGAGCCUCCCCUCACCCAUCUUGGAACAGACAAGGGCACUGAGGCCAAGGACCCUCCAGCUGCAGAGAACUAUCCUUCUCCACCAGCUCCAGCUCCCACUGAUAGCAGUGAGCCAGCCCCAGCUCCGGUCGCUGACGGAGACAUCCCCAGCCAGUUUACACGGGUGAUGGGCAAAGUAUGCACCCAGCUGCUGGUGUCCCGACCAGAUGAGGAGAACAUCACCAGUUACCUCCAGCUCAUUGAAAAGUGCCUGACUCAUGAGGCUUUCACAGAGACACAGAAGAAGCGGCUACUGUCCUGGAAGCAGCAAGUGCUGAAACUUCUCCGGACAUUUCCGCGAAAAGCUGCAUUGGACAUGCAGAACUACCGGCAGCAGAAGGGCUGGGCAUUUGGCUCCAACUCACUCCCCAUAGCUGGCUCUGUGGGGAUAGGUGUGGCCCGGCGGACCCAGCGGCAGUUCCCAAUGCCUCCUCGGGCCCUCCCACCUGGCAGGAUGGGCCUCCUGAGCCCUUCAGGCAUUGGGGGUGUCUCUCCUCGACAUGCCCUUACCAGCCCCAGUCUUGGGGGUCAGGGCCGACAGAACCUGUGGUUUGCCAACCCUGGAGGCAGUAACAGCAUGCCCAGCCAGAGCCGCAGCUCUGUGCAGCGUACUCACUCGCUCCCAGUCCACUCGUCACCCCAGGCUAUUCUCAUGUUCCCUCCAGACUGCCCGGUACCUGGGCCUGACCUGGAGAUCAAUCCCACCCUGGAGUCUCUGUGUCUGAGCAUGACAGAACACGCCUUGGGUGAUGGGACAGACAAAACCUCCACCAUCUGACGGGACCCACAGUCCAGCGCACUCAUAGGCUCCCUGGGCGGCGGGCGGGGGCCAUCCCCCAACAGGCUUCUUCUCGGCAGCGAGAGGGUGGGCUGGCGCAGCUAUACAUUCUGAUAUUUUUCUACUCAUCCUCUUAACUUUUGUUUAACAUUGGCACAUGCCUUGCUCACUCCCAGGCUCAUUGAGGGAUCUCGACUGAGGCCAGGGAUCAGAGAGGGCAGCCAGGGCAAGGAGCAAGGACUGGCCAGACUGCCUACCCCUUCCCUCCCCAAUCUCCCACCAGCCCUAUCCCACCCCUGCCUCCUCCUAGACUGCUGACACCUGUCCUUCCCCAAGAGAGCAGACUUCUUAGAGAUAUUGACCACCACCUUGUGCAGCCUGCCCUUCAGAAACAUGACAGUGGGGGAUGCAGUGUGGACAGCCUGCUCACCAGUAUGUCACUGGAGAAGAGCCCCUCUCCCCUGGUUUCUACCCUUCAUCAUUCCUAUCCCAGACAGUCACCAUCUUCCUCCCCCUCUUCUUUGCCAUGUUUAUCAGAGGUUCUCUACAAUUAAUUUCUUAGGCCUAUUUAAGAUACAUAUUUAUAUAGUUCUUAACGGUUUUUCUCUGAUCAUUCCCUGUCAUUUUUAGAAUCCCCAGGCCUCUCUCUGAGCCAGGACAGUGGCAGGGGGAACCUGAACUUUAUGAGAGGAGAGGGCAGAGCCCCCUCCUCCAGACCCCCUCGCCCUUCCCCAUCCCAGCCCUGGCUCCUAGAUGCAGAGGUUGAAGGUGGGCAGCCCUGGGCCCGCAGUGAGGUCAGGAAGUCUGUUGCCUUAAUGUCCCUUUCCCCCACCAACAUAACCCUUCUCUGCUCCCCAGGUCUGUUAGCAAAAGAUUUGUGGGUUGGAACCAGGGAAAGGGGAUUGUUGGGUUUUUGUUUUCUUGCCUAUCCCCUUUCUGUCAACCUUCCCCUACCCCCAUUAUGUCAUGACCUCAUGUAAGUGGAACACUAUAUCAUAACCCAGAGGUGCAGCCCAGCCUGAGUCACACAAACCCUCUGCCCCCCAUUACUGAUGAGGGCUGGUGCUGGGGCCCAGGAGGGAGGGAAUUUGGGGGUUCAGGCUGUGGGGAAGCCAGGGUCCCCUAUUCCAAACUCCUUUUCCCCCCCUCAACCUAUACCCUCAUUGGGACAUUCUCAAGCUUUUCACAUGAAAAGGAAAAAAAUGUUAUUUUUAGAUACAUUUUAUGAAUAACUUUUGUUAUGAAUAUGGCUGGUAACCAUUGUGUAUGUUAUUAAAGAUACAAAAUGUUGGGAAAAAAAAAAAAAACAAAAAACCAAAAAAAAAAAAAUUGAAAA
This is a messenger RNA of Alexandromys fortis (reed vole), 3763 nucleotides long. It is a transcript of the gene Samd4b, whose product is annotated as sterile alpha motif domain containing 4B. The transcript has 13 exons. Gene Ontology annotation, cellular component: P-body. The record is from RefSeq and is a predicted model, not a curated record. Gene Ontology annotation, biological process: lipid metabolic process; nuclear-transcribed mRNA poly(A) tail shortening; negative regulation of translation. Lineage: Eukaryota; Metazoa; Chordata; Mammalia; Rodentia; Cricetidae. Gene Ontology annotation, molecular function: translation repressor activity; protein binding; phosphatidylinositol-4,5-bisphosphate phospholipase C activity. The coding region runs from base 364 to 2427 and encodes 687 amino acids.